Messenger RNA from Chlorocebus sabaeus (green monkey), 2438 nucleotides. RefSeq lists its product as uncharacterized. NCBI's taxonomy places the organism in Eukaryota, Metazoa, Chordata, Mammalia, Primates, Cercopithecidae. Gene Ontology annotation, cellular component: nucleus. The record is from RefSeq and is a predicted model, not a curated record. Gene Ontology annotation, biological process: regulation of transcription by RNA polymerase II. Gene Ontology annotation, molecular function: DNA-binding transcription factor activity, RNA polymerase II-specific.
UCGUUGGUCUGUUCUCCAGGAAUAUAUGCAGAACAUGUCCUGCGGCCCAAGAAUCUUGGACUUGCACAUCAGAGGCAACAGCAACUACAAUUUUCUGAUCAAAGCUUCCAGAGUGACACAGCUGAAGGCCAAGAGAAAGAAAAAAGCUCUAAGCCGAUGGCAUUUUCCAGCCCACCCCUAAGACAUGCAGUAAGCUCAAGGAGGAGGAACAGUGUAGUGGAAAUAGAGUCUAGUCAAGGCCAGAGGGAAAAUCCUACAGAAAUAGACAAAGUAUUGAAAGGAAUAGAAAAUUCAAGAUGGGGAGCAUUCAGGUGUGCAGAGCAUGGGCAAGACUUCAGCCAGAAGACGAUAGUAAUCAUACACAAAAAAGCACAUUCCAGGCAGAAACUUUUUACAUGCAGGGAGUGUCACCAGGGCUUUAGAAAUGAGUCAGCAUUGCUCUUGCACCAGAAGACACACACGGGAGAGAAGUCCUAUGUAUGCAGUGAGUGUGGGCGAGGCUUCAGCCUCAAGGCAAAUCUCCUCAGACACCAGAGGACACACUCAGGAGAGAAGCCUUUUCUGUGCAAGGUGUGUGGACGAGGCUACACCAGUAAGUCAUACCUCACUGUGCAUGAGAGAACACACACAGGAGAGAAGCCUUAUGAAUGCCAGGAGUGUGGGCGAAGGUUUAAUGAUAAGUCCUCAUACAACAAGCACUUGAAGGCACAUUCAGGGGAGAAGCCUUUUGUGUGCAAGGAGUGUGGGCGAGGCUAUACUAAGUCAUACUUCAUUGUGCACAAGAGAAGACACUCAGGAGAGAAGCCUUACAGAUGCCAGGAGUGUGGCCGAGGCUUUAGCAAUAAGUCACACCUCAUCACACACUAGAGGACACACUCAGGGGAGAAGCCCUUCACGUGCAGGCAGUGUGAGCAAAGUUUUAGCGUGAAAGGAAGUCUCCUCAGACACCAGAGAACACACUCAGGGGAGAAACCUUUCGUUUGUAGAGAAUGUGGGCAAGGGUUUAUUCAGAAGUCAACCCUCGUGAAACAUCAGAUCACACACUCAGAGGAGAAGCCUUUUGUGUGCAAGGACUGUGGACGAGGCUUUAUCCAAAAGUCAACCUUCACUUUACACCAGAGGACACACUCAGAGGAGAAGCCUUAUGGAUGUCGGGAGUGUGGGCGAAGGUUUCAGGAUAAGUCCUCGUAUAACAAGCACCUGAGGGCACACUUGGGAGAGAAACGUUUUUUCUGCAGGGAUUGUGGGUGAGGCUUUACCUUGAAGCCAAAUCUCACCAUACAUCAGAGAACACACUCAGGAGAGAAACCCUUCGUGUGCAAGCAGUGUGAGAAAAGUUUUAGUUUGAAGGCAAAUCUUCUUAGACAUCAGUGGACACACUCAGGGGAAAGGCCAUUUAAUUGCAAGGAUUGUGGGCGAGGCUUCAUCCUAAAGUCAACUCUCCUCUUCCACCAGAAGACACACUCGGGGGAGAAGCCUUUCAUCUGUAGUGAAUGUGGGCAAGGAUUUAUCUGGAAGUCAAACCUUGUGAAACACCAGCUUGCACAUUCUGGCAAGCAGCCUUUUGUAUGCAAGGAGUGUGGGCGAGGCUUCAACUGGAAGGGAAAUCUCCUCACACACCAGAGGACACACUCAGGGGAGAAGCCCUUCGUGUGUAAUGUGUGUGGGCAAGGCUUGAGCUGGAAGAGAAGUCUCACCAGACACCACUGGCGGAUACACUCAAAGGAGAAGCCUUUUGUGUGCCAGGAGUGUAAGCGAGGCUAUACCAGUAAGUCAGACCUCACUGUACAUGAAAGAAUACACACAGGAGAGAGGCCUUAUGAAUGCCAAGAGUGUGGAUGAAAGUUUAGCAAUAAGUCAUACUACAGUAAGCACUUAAAGAGACACACACGUGAGAAGGGUUUUUGUACAGGGAGUGUGGGUGAGGCUUCAUCUUGAAGCCAUAUCUCACCAGCCAUCAGAGGACACACACAGGAGAGUAACUUUGCUUUGUUACGAGCUUGAGUUGAGGCUGCAUAACUUGUUUGUGAAGAUAUAACAAAGGCAGACAGAAUCCAGAGGGCCACAGAGAACCUGAAUUCAACCCAUGUGUCCCCAAGAGAUUCGGAGAAAAGAGGUCAAUGUUUAAGGAACAGAGAUGCCAGUUGAGGGGAGGGCAUUAUCUGGGCUAUUGGGGAAAUAUGGUCUCUUUCUUACUGAGCACAUGUUCUUGUAUUUGUGCCAGGCUGUGCUUUCUAAGGACUGCUCUUAGCCAGUGACUGCAGAGCAGGGAUCCCAAGGGAGGUCUGUUACUGACAAUCUCCCCAACCUCCUUGGACUGCAGGCAACCUAGGACACCUCCACCAAACCUCUUCUUGCACUUUCCUUCCCUCUGGUUGCCCUCCCAGCCUUCCUUGGUUUGAAUGUUUUGUCCCCUCCUUAAUUUAUGUUGAAACGCU